CCGGCCCGAUUCACACACCUGGCCGAGCUCUCGCUCCGGUGCCCCACCCCCUGUGACCCCCGUCUGACCCCAGGCGGGCGCGUAGCAGAGAAAAAGAAAGAGGGUGUCAAGCUCAGCCAGUGGUUUGUUGGUGUGAUGGUACCCCACUUGACACUACCCUUCAGGCGUCUCAUCUGGUCCUUGGCCUCCAGUCAGCUGGUUCCCAGAAGACACAGAGGACACAGCCUCCUGCAUACGGCUCCAGAGGCCCGCACGGAUGGGAUUGCCCCAGUGUUCCUCCGUGCCCUGGCCUUCGGGGACAGGAUUGCCCUUAUUGACAAACAUGGCCGUCACACCUACAGGGAGCUCUAUGACCGCAGCCUUUGUCUGGCCCAGGAGAUCUGCAGGCUUCGGGGUUGUAAGGUUGGCGACCUCCAGGAAGAGAGGAUCUCCUUUUUGUGUUCCAAUGAUGUCUCCUAUGUGGUCGCACAGUGGGCCUCCUGGAUGAGUGGUGGUGUCGCAGUCCCGCUCUACUGGAAGCACCCGGAAGCCCAGCUAGAAUAUUUCAUCCAGGAUUCCCGGAGCUCUGUGGUCGUGGUGGGCCAGGAGUACUUAGAGCGGCUGAGUCCACUGGCCCAGAGGCUGGGGGUCCCUCUUCUUCCCCUCACGUCUGCCGUCUACCAUGGAGCAGCCGAGCAGCCCGUAGAGCAGUUGGUUCCAGAGAGGGAGUGGCGUGACCGGGGUGCCAUGAUCUUCUACACCAGCGGGACCACAGGGAGGCCCAAGGGUGCACUGAGCACCCACCGUAACAUAGCAGCUGUGGUGACUGGGCUGGUCCACUCAUGGGCAUGGACAAAGAAUGAUGUGAUCCUUCACGUCCUCCCGCUGCACCAUGUCCACGGCGUGAUCAACAAGCUGCUGUGUCCGCUCUGGGUAGGAGCCACCUGUGUGAUGCUGCCUGAGUUCAGUGCUCAGCAGGUCUGGGAGAAGUUCCUGAGUUCUGAGGCCCCACGGGUUAAUGUAUUUAUGGCAGUGCCCACCAUCUACAGCAAACUGCUAGAUUACUAUGACAAGCACUUCACACAGCCUCACGUCCAGGACUUCGUGCGUGCCAUUUGUAAGGAAAAAAUUAGGCUGAUGGUGUCAGGCUCAGCUGCCCUGCCUGUCCCAGUGCUGGAGAAGUGGAAGAGUGCCACGGGCCACACACUACUGGAGCGCUAUGGCAUGACGGAGAUUGGCAUGGCCCUGUCCAACCCCCUGAUGAAGGCUCGCCUGCCAGGUUCUGUGGGGACCCCACUGCCAGGAGUGGAAGUGCGCAUCGUCUCGGAAAACCUGCAGAAGGGAUCCCCCUACACCGUCCAUGCUGAGGGGAAUGAGAGGGGGACAAAGGUGACCCCAGGGUUCGAGGAAAAGGAAGGGGAGCUGCUGGUUAAGGGACCCUCUGUGUUUCGGGAAUACUGGGACAAGCCAGAAGAAACUAAAAAUGCUUUCACUUCGGAUGGCUGGUUCAGAACAGGAGACACAGCCGUGUUCAAGGAUGACAGAUACUGGAUCCGAGGGCGGACCUCAGUGGACAUCAUCAAGACCGGAGGCUACAAGGUCAGCGCCUUGGAGAUCGAGCGGCACCUGCUGGCCCACCCCAGCAUCACAGAUGUGGCUGUGAUUGGCGUUCCGGAUAUGACAUGGGGCCAGCGGAUCACAGCUGUGGUAGCCCUACAAGAAGGACACUCAUUGUCCCAUACAGACCUCAAGGAGUGGGCCAGAGGCGUCCUGGCACCCUAUGCUGUGCCCUCUGAGCUCCUGCUGGUGGAGGAGAUCCCACGGAACCAGAUGGGCAAGGUGAAUAAGAAGGAGCUGCUCAAGCAGUUCUACCCCUCGCCUUUGAGACAAGAUCCUCUGCCCUGAAAGAGCAAGUUCUGUCUGGUUGGCAAUGGACCUGCAGGACAGCAGUGCCAGUAUCUAAGCUUAAUGACCUGACCUCACAGAGUGGCCACCAUAGAGUCUGCAAGGCUCUUUCUCCACCGUUUGGCAGCCCUGAGAUCCUGGCCUUCUCGUGGAUUGCUGCCUGCUGGCUGGGUGUUACUAACUCCUUCUCCAUCCACUGUACUGCUGCUCCACCGUCCGGGUUGGCACCCAGUCCAUCUUUGUAAUUCUCUCCCCACCUCCUGCAUGGCUUCCUUCAGUGAACAGUGAGUGUCUUCAGUGAGUUCCAUUUUUGUGAUUUUAAUCCAAUCUGAUAAACCAUGUCUUAGCAAGAUUAACCCAGUGAAUUUAGAACACCUGUCUUCCUGCAUUGGCUUCCUACUUCUUUUGUUGUAUUAACUUUCUUUGCAUUUUUCCCCUCUCAACCUAUU
This is a messenger RNA of Psammomys obesus (fat sand rat), 2333 nucleotides long. RefSeq names its product acyl-CoA synthetase family member 3 (gene Acsf3). Lineage: Eukaryota; Metazoa; Chordata; Mammalia; Rodentia; Muridae. The transcript has 11 exons. Bases 136 to 1884 code for a protein of 582 amino acids. Gene Ontology annotation, molecular function: medium-chain fatty acid-CoA ligase activity. The record is from RefSeq and is a predicted model, not a curated record. Gene Ontology annotation, biological process: fatty acid metabolic process.